Messenger RNA from Rhipicephalus microplus (southern cattle tick), 661 nucleotides. RefSeq lists its product as uncharacterized. The record is from RefSeq and is a predicted model, not a curated record. NCBI's taxonomy places the organism in Eukaryota, Metazoa, Arthropoda, Arachnida, Ixodida, Ixodidae.
GGCCUGAAGCUACGCGCAACUUCCAGAACAUCAAAAUGGUUCUGUACAGUGCCUCUGUGAUUCUUCUUGCCAUCAGGACUUCGACGGCUCAAGACGCUGGUGUGCCGGUAACCACAAGCUCCCAGCUAGCCGACGCGCUGUCAAUAAUUAACAAUGCGGUCGCCAUCUACAGUACGCUCGACAGUCCACUGGAACACUGCUUUAGCGCAGAACUGACAGCACUUCGGCCUGAAGACCAGCUGGCCACCUACGUUUUUCAGUUACAGACUCUUCUUGGUUACAUUCAGAUGCCACCUUUUUGCAUCAACCUCACUACGUCGGCUUCAGGUGAAUUCCUCUUUGGUCCUUGCGGAGAUCUCUUUCCUGACUUUCCUGCUAACGUGCUUUACUUCAACGGCGAGAACUGCAUCAUCGCCAGCGUUGUUCUCUUUGGAGCCCGGCAGUGCAUGAUGGGAGUGACGAAAGAAUUCAAGGAUUCUGUGCCGGAAGAAUGCACGCGGCAGUUCGAUCAGCACUGUGGCCCGAAGAGGUACACGCUGUAUAGCAAGGAGGAAUGCACUUGAAGAACUUUGUCAUCUGUUAUUUAGCUGCGCCAGUUCACGCACUAGUACCGGCUGCUGAGAUUUAGAGGACUGUAAAUAAACUGUUCUUGUAGCAUCUU